This is a messenger RNA of Topomyia yanbarensis, 5768 nucleotides long. RefSeq names its product protein eyes shut (gene eys). Gene Ontology annotation, biological process: heterophilic cell-cell adhesion; establishment or maintenance of epithelial cell apical/basal polarity. The record is from RefSeq and is a predicted model, not a curated record. Gene Ontology annotation, cellular component: plasma membrane; protein-containing complex. The transcript is spliced from 7 exons. Lineage: Eukaryota; Metazoa; Arthropoda; Insecta; Diptera; Culicidae. Gene Ontology annotation, molecular function: calcium ion binding. Bases 197 to 5479 code for a protein of 1760 amino acids.
ACCUAGCGCACCGUUGUCGACGAGUGUUUACGGGCGGUAAAUAAUUUCUUUUGGAUGGCUUGGCUGAGCUGAAAAAAUUAGGAGUGGCAUGGAAUAGCUUAAUUCUACAGUUUAGACAGUUCAGUGUAAUAAUUAUAUGCGGUUGUGAUAUGUGAAGCAAGAAAAGCGUUGUCAUUACAUACCAACCGCAGUGGAAAUGGGUCACUUGAACGUGAAAAAUUACAACACAAGCAGCCACCGACGCAUAGAAACUUCCAUCCAAAUAAUGUGGAAUAAUUCGUCAAAUCGGAUACGUACCAAUCUGUUCCUACUUCUAUUCGGAAUUGCAGCAACUUCAUUUCUAAGCCACACCGAGGCUGGUUUCGCCUGUCUCAGUAAUCCUUGCGUUUACGGAGUUUGCAUCGACGAUAUUAAUAGCACGUACUCUUGUUACUGUAUCGACGGUUACACCGGAACACACUGCCAAACGAACUGGGAUGAGUGCUGGUCUAGCCCCUGCCGGAAUGGAGGCACCUGUAUUGACGGGAUCGCAGCAUAUAACUGCACGUGUCAGGAUGGGUUCAUUGGACUCAACUGCGAAGAGAACUUCAACGAGUGUCUCUCGAACCCGUGUCAGAAUGGCGGAAGUUGCCACGAUCAGGACAAUGCGUUCAUAUGCAGCUGUGCACCAGGCUAUGUUGGUAUAUUCUGCGAAGUGGACGUUGCGGUGUGCGAUACCGGCGAUCGAUGCCACAACGGAGGCGAAUGCAUCGAUGGACCGGGCCUGGAAUUCGUGUGCCAAUGUGUGGAAGGCUACGAGGGACGAUUUUGUGAUGCCGAAACGAACGAGUGCGACCCAUCGCCCUGUCAGAACGGUGCAAUAUGUAUCGAUAAGUUUGCCAGCUACGUAUGCGCGUGUGCAAUGGGAUUCACCGGUACGAAUUGCGAGGAGGAGAUUAUGCUUUGCGAGAAUUCGCCAUGUGCCAAUCAGGCGCUGUGUUUGGUAGAAGAAAAUGAACCAACCUGUUACUGUGUCCCGGAUUUUCAUGGAGAACGAUGCGAGUAUCAAUACGACGAGUGUCAACUGGGCCCUAAUCCGAGAUGUGUAAACGGAGGUACCUGCGUCGAUGGAGUAGACGAAUACUUUUGCACGUGUCCGCCUGAUUUAACAGGUGCUAAUUGCGAGUGUCUAAUAACGGACAACUCCAAUAUGGAUUGUAACUACACAGCUCCGGAAAUGACAACUGUAGAGUUUGGAUCUUCCACCGAAUUGUUUGUAUCUAGCAUUAGUUCAAUAUACACUGAGGGCGAGGCAGAGUUGGGGGCUAUCUCGACCAUUUCUGCCGUGUUGAAAAACGCAUCGGUUAGUACAUUCCUACCAGGAUUAAUUAAUACUACGCACUUGAUCACUGAAGAAAUCGGAUAUUCGAGUUCUACGCCUUCUACUUUUGUAGAUGGCGCUAGUAAACAGAGUACCGAGGUAACGAAGUUGCAGUCCAUAACAUCAACCGUAAAUGUCGAUGCAAUCACUACUUCAAAAGAGAUCGAUUCGUACCCAACUCAACAGACUACAUUAGAAGGAGAGUUGGGUUCUGAAACUAGUGCAACAGCUGGAGGGUGGCUAGAAAAAUCAACGCAGCCAACAAUAUCGGUUACAGGAAGCGCAGAUCAGAAAACAGUUAGUUCAUUAGAUGGAGGUGACCUUGUAACCGUAUACGAUAGAGAACCCUCGACUUUCCCGACUGUUACAUCUACUGAAAGUGCUGCUUCAGGCAGCAUUACAUCUAGACCUGUUGAAGUUGGUCAACCCAAUCUUACUACAAUCUCAGUCAUCGAGCUCGAAACAAUACCUGUUACGACGAAGACAGACCAUGAAUUCUCUUCACCUGAUCGUUCUACCGAAACUUCAUCCGUCGAAAUCACACUAGCCCCAUUUUUCACAGAAUAUCCAGGUCCUGUAUCAACCACAAUUUUGCUAGAAGAUCGCGAGACUGGUACUUCUCAAAUGCCUCCAGUUGCUUAUUCCACAGUGACGACUUCGUCAACUACUAGAACUACAUCGUAUAGCAGACCUACGGAUAUUGUCAUUACCGAGUGUGACGAUACGGUUUGCACUAAUGGCGGAACGUGUGCUAUGACCCCAAGUGGGAUAAAAUGUCACUGUGAUUUCCGCUAUGUUGGCACAUUUUGUGACGUUCCGGUUAGCAUCCAAAAUGCAGCUUUUUCGAAAGAUUCCUUUUUACGGCACAUGAUCUACCGCAGGAAUGAGAGCGGAGUGUUGGGUGCAUCGAUCGAUCAAGUGUUGGCGAUUCGUGUGCGAUUCAAGGCAAAGUUUACUUCUCGAGAAGGUUUAAUUAUGCUUGCGGCAGCUGAGGGAACGGAUGGAAGUCACUACGUAGCGUUGUUUUUGAACAAGGGCUUGCUCCAAUUUCAGUUUUCCUGUGGACUGCAAACGAUGCUUUUGAGUGAGAUCGAAGGACCCGUCAACAAUGGAUACGAGAUUAACAUCAAGGUUCAGCUAAAUUUCAACGACCGUUAUACGCAUUGCAAUGCAUCUUUGCACGUAAAUGAAACACUGGCAAUGAGCGGAGAGCAACCAACGUGGCUAAGGAACUUGGGUGCCUACAGUGAGAACGCAAAUGUGGUACCAAUCAGACAUAGCUGGGUGCAUUUAGGUGGACGACCCAUCAAGACGAUGUAUACCUUAAGUCACAAUAUCUCCCGUUCCCAAGGAUUCACUGGGUGCAUUUAUGCACUGGAAGUGAACCACAGACCCGUGGCCAUCUUUGAUAACGCCGAGGAUGCCUACAAGAUUUAUGAGUGUACCUCUUUAGCUUGCUUGUCGAGUCCAUGCAGAAAUGGUGCGAUUUGUGUCGAAGAUGAAAACGCUAAUCUAGAGAAUCGGUAUAAGCCCGACAGCCAAGCCACUUGGAGCUGUAAGUGUGCUUUCGGUUACAUGGGUAAAAUUUGCGAAAGAUCGAUCUGUGACAACAACCCGUGUAAAUUCGGUGGAACAUGCGUAACCUUUCCGGAGAGCGGCUACCUGUGUCUCUGUCCGUACGGCAAACACGGUCAUUUUUGCGAACACGAUUUAGACAUACUACAACCAUCAUUCUUCGGUAGCAUCAAAGGUAUAUCAUCGUACGUAGCGUAUCCCGUAUCAUUCUCACUGGAAGAUCGCUUCGAGUUCAGCUUCAAAAUUAUUCCGACGACUACGUCGCAAAUUUCGUUGCUGGCUUUCGUUGGACAGCUGGAUGAUCACACUGAAAGAGGCGAUCAUUUUUCUGUUAGCUUUAUUCAAGGAUUUAUUUUGGCGACUUGGAACCUGGGAAGCGGUCCUCGACGAAUCUUUACACAACAACCAAUCCACGUGCAACCGGCAAGACCAACUACGAUCAAUGUUGGAAGAAAUGGCCGACUCGCGUGGCUAUCCAUCGACGGUAAAAUAAACAUCUCCGGAAACUCACCCGGCAGCAGCAGUAAACUGAACGUUUCACCGUAUCUCUAUAUUGGAGGUCACGAGAACGUCAACUUCUCUAGUCUACCGCAUGACCUUCCAUUGCAUUCAGGUUUUCAAGGGUGCCUCUUUGAUAUUAAUAUCGUCGCAGGACCUGUGCACAUACCGCUACAACAUAUCGGAGGUAUGCGGGGUCGAAGUGUCGGUCAGUGUGGUACCAAGGAAUGUCAUCGACAUGCGUGUCAAAAUAAUGGAGCCUGCUUACAGCACGGUUCCACUUUUACCUGUAUAUGCCAGGAGGGUUGGAAUGGGCUGCUAUGCUCACAGAAAAAUAAUCCUUGCGAUAUAACCAACAAGUGUGCUCUCGAGUCCAGUUGUUUCCCACUGAUCACAGGAUACGAGUGUGACUGUCCGUUUGGAAAAAUCGGAAAACGAUGCGAAUUAAACCUAAAGUAUCUGAGUGACGUAUCUUUCUCCGGCAGAAGAUCCUACCUAUCUUUGAAAUGGCCGUCAAUGAUUAGUGACUACUCCUAUCUGGAAAAUGAGGUUCGUUACGAAAAGAUUAUUCAAUCACCCAGUCUUAUGUCUCAGAACCACUCAAUACUCCUCAAAUCGAUUAAAGAAUUAGACAAGAUCAACGACGUGCUGAAAAUAAGCAAAAAUGAAACUGCUAGUAAUCUGUACGCUCACACAUUGAUUCCACGAUCGGAGAACUACCGACAGUUAAGGAUCCGUUAUCUAUCGAUCGAGCUUCAAGUACGGCCACUUUCAGAAAAGGGGUUGCUCCUGUUCGUGCGAACAUUCGAUUCCAACGAACGGAAGCAAGGUUUCAUCAGUUUGAGCCUACAGGGAGGAGUUGUCGAGUACCGCGUAUCGCCAGCACAGAUGCAAACUACGGUAGUUCGCAGCAAUCACGUGCUAGCGAUAGGUGAAUGGCAUACCGUAAAAAUCAUAAAAUUCGGAAAACGAUUGACGCUCUGGGUGGAAGGGAAAAGCACCUCGACUCUUGGAUCGGUUAAAGAAGAAUUUAUUAGUCCUUCGUCCAAAGUGUUCCUCGGUGGACUGUCCGAUUUAUCACAAGUUCCACUUGAUGCCAUGUCCGGAUUCCCAAUGCCAUUCAGAGGCUGUAUUCGAAAUGUAAAUCUGAAUGGAACUCGAAUCACGUUGAAUGAAAGCAGUAUUCUGGAAGCAAGAAACGUCAACGACUGCGAUGGAACGGCUUGUGGUAGAGAUCUCUGCACACGAGGCGGUAUCUGCUGGUUAGACGAGUACUCGCAGCCGCACUGUAAAUGUCCCGAAUACUCUAAAGGUGUCAGCUGUGAAAUUCAAGAAUCGUGCGAAACGAUAAAGUGUCAAAACAAUGGACAAUGCUUGAAGAAUGGCCGUUGCAGCUGCGCUAUUGGAUGGGCUGGUUAUUACUGCGAGAUUGCCACCACAAAAUUCUCAUCGUUGGGAUUCAACGAUCGAAGUUAUAUUCUAAUCCCGUCUCAGAAGAUAAAAAUAAAAGAUAAAAGAAACGGCGAAUCCGGAAGCAUCAGUCCCCGGCUGGAAUUGCAAAUUUCAUUUAAUAUUUCUACCCUAGAUGAUGGUGUUAUUUUCUGGACUACUGACAGAUACUCUAGGUAUUUUGGAAUAGGCGUACGAGACGGGUUCAUCACUAUUGCUAGUAAUAUGGUUCAUGAAGCGGAUAAUGUUACGGUUAGAGCGAGUCCGUGGAAAGCAUACGUUACAGAUGGAGACUGGCACAAUAUACGUGUCGAAACAGCAAAUGAGAUCGUUCAGGUAUUCGUUGAUGGUGUUCCGUUAUUUUCCGAAUUAAGACUCGUUUCGGAAGGUGAUGGAUCCGAGUUCAAUAGACGGUUCACUUCCGAUGAAGUAACCUUCUUAGGAGGUUUUCCCGACGAAGACACCCAAAAUCGGACGUUUGGCAGUUUCAGCAACUCGUUUAGCGGCUGUAUACAGAGCAUUUACCUGGGGAAUAAUCCGGAAGAGCUAGACUACACGACUUACGAAGGAGCAAACAUUGACGAGUGCGAAGUUUGAAAAGGAUGAUUAUUCGGUGCUUCUUGUUUUUUAUAUAUGUAUUAUUUUUAAUUACUCGCUAUUCCUAAAAGUUGACCGUAAAUUAGUCGUCGGUUAAAUCGAAUAUGAGAAAACCAAUGCAAUACUUCAAAAUAAAGAAUAAGCUGUAAUACGUAUUGACUAGCGCAUAAGGUAAAACAUCGAUCUUGUAUAGAUAGGGUCGUUUUUAUGUUGUUAGGUAUUGUUUAUCAUUCCUGUCAGAGUGUUACGAAUUUAGCAGGCAAAUAAUAAUUUAUACGUGUAGUAGUUA